AGUCCAGAUCCCAGUGUCUGCAUUUCCAAAUGGAAGAUGUACUGGAAGAUGGUCUAUACAACUCACCUCCAUUACCUUCCUAGGGAGGAUGGAAACUGAGAAUUUGGGUGCUUUCUGGGUGGAGAGAAGCUGUGUGCUGUGGAAGCCAGCUUGCUUCAGAGCCAGCUUGCUUCCCUUCAUUCCUACCUGUCCUUGCCACUGAGAGUCACCGAGCUGACUGCAAGUCCUCACAGACUUUGGGCCAUAUGCUGCUGUGGAUAGCUGUGCUAUUCCUGGCUCCUGUUGCCGGGAUAUCUGAUCUCCCAAAGGCUGUGGUGAGACGCGAGCCCCCAUGGAUCCAGGUGCUCCAGGGAGACCUCGUUUUACUGACAUGCGAGGGGGCCCUCAGCCCUGGGAACCACUCCACCCAGUGGCUCCAGAGCGGGAGCCCCAUCCCCGCCCAGGUCCAUCCCAGCUACCGGUUCACAGCCGAGAAAAAUGACAGCGGAGAGUACCGGUGCCAGAUGGGCGGGACCAGCCUUAGCGACCCUGUGCAUCUGGACGUGAUCGCGGACUGGCUGCUGCUCCAGACCCCCCAACCAGUGUUCCAGGAGGGAGAAGUCAUCAUGCUGCGGUGCCACAGCUGGAAUGACAGGCCUUUGGGAAAGGUCACAUUCUACCACAAUGGAAUAGCCAAGAAAUUUUUCAAUUUCAAUAGCAAUUUCUCUAUCCCACGAGCAAACCACAGUCACAGUGGUGAUUACCACUGCACAGGACAUAUAGGAGUGACACCCCACAAAUCACAGCCUGUGACCAUCACUGUUCAAGAGUCCAAGUCAAGUGACUCUUCGUCAGUGGUGAUAAUUGUGGCUGUAGUCAUUGCGAUUGUUACAGUGGCCUUUAUUGUUGCUGUGGCAGCCAUGACCUACCUCAAGAGAAAGAGGACUCCAGCUCUCCCAGGAAGCCCUGAGCACAGGGAAAUGGGAGAGACCCUUCCCAAGGAGCUAGCCAAUCUCUCUGAUCCCGAGGAAGCUGCUAAAGCUGAGGCUGAGAAUACAAUCACCUAUUCACUUCUCAAGCACCCGGAAGCUCGGGAGGAUGGAACAGAGCCUGAUUAUCAGAACCACAUUUAAUCUCCAUUAUCUAGCCCUGGAAUUUGGGGGAGAAAAUAAGAGAAGUGAGGAUCUGCUAUCUCCUGGCCUGAAGUUCCCCUGGAGAUGUAGAAAGAAUGCUGCGGUUCCAAAGAGGGAGCACUAUUCUUCCAGAGUUCCAUUUGUGAGUCCUGAAGUUCUCUGGCCUGACACUAAUAGAAAAUAUGGCCCCUGGUGGCUAACUGAUUGAUUGCAUGUCUUGGCACUUCCCAACAUCAAAACUCUACACAGCCCCACAGCCAAUGUAAUAAAAUUACUGUUGUUAAGAGAUAUUAACAACAUGGGACACACUUAUACUAUGGGUAACAUGUGAGCAAUUACAUAAGUACAUAUGAUUUCAGAAAUGAUAAAAUCAACUAACAUAGACCAACAUAUUAAAAGUGAUUGUUUCAGGGUGAUGGAAUUAUCAGUGGUUUUUCUUCUUAUUUUCCUAUAAAGAUCAUGCACUGCAUUUAUAAUAAAUUUUGUGAAAACAACAUUCUGUUUACCUA
This is a messenger RNA of Heterocephalus glaber (naked mole-rat), 1621 nucleotides long. RefSeq names its product Fc gamma receptor IIb (gene Fcgr2b). Gene Ontology annotation, cellular component: external side of plasma membrane. The record is from RefSeq and is a predicted model, not a curated record. Gene Ontology annotation, biological process: antibody-dependent cellular cytotoxicity; positive regulation of tumor necrosis factor production; positive regulation of phagocytosis. Lineage: Eukaryota; Metazoa; Chordata; Mammalia; Rodentia; Bathyergidae. Gene Ontology annotation, molecular function: IgG binding; IgG receptor activity.